CUUGGAAAGUACAUUCUGUCAUGCUGGUAUUCUUUUAGUUCUCACACAUUUAAUGACAUUCUGGACAUACCGACUCACUGAUUUGAGCUGAUUGUGUUGUACCUGUAGGAAAGAAAACGGGAAAAGGGAAAGUUCUGUGACGUGACGACUGGAGGAGGAAGUAAAACAUUAAAACAGCCCUCUCUUGUACUCUGUGCAAAUUUGAAAGACAAAAUUAGGCGUGAGCUAAAUAGUAACAUAUCAGAUUAAAAUAGAUUUAUUUCUAUUUUUGAAAUAACAUGUCCAGUUGGCAAACAUGCGCAUGCGUGCACACACACAUUAGCACUUAGAUAAAGAGUGUUCAUCUAAAAGAGUGUAAACAUAGAUAAAGCUGUAGGAAUGCAUAUUUACAUAAUCAGAGAUCUUAAAUGAUAGAUAUAGACAUUUUCACAGAAAUGUACACACUGUGGUUUUCCUACACUGUUAUAGUAUUAAGACGUUAUGUAAUAUUUUACGCCUCUUGGGAUUUGCUCUCUUCUACCUGACAUAAUUGGUUUGAAUAUUACACCAUGAAGUUAUAAUAUAUCAUACUUUCAAAAUGAGAAUCUUUAUUAACAAAGUUCCUGAAGACACAUUCCUGGAAAGUACAUACAGACUAAACCCUUAUCUAAAAUAUGUGCCUGUGUGUUUGAAGCAGGUUGAAUUUCCAUUUCUACUUCCUCGUAGUAUACACUGGCCAUGGGGGAAUUCAGGCACAUCAUGGAGGAUCUGGAAAACCCGCCACCUGAAAAUGUUCCACUUCAAAGAGGUAUAAAGCAGCGUGGUGCUGAGGACCUCUCACACCCUGAGCCUCUGGUCUAAAGAGAAAGACACAGCAACCACACAAGAAAUGGCCAAGAUCUCUGUUCCUGCCCUCACCCUCAUCAUGCUCUGCACUCUAGUGCUCUUCAGCAGUGAGGCUGCAGCUCUGCGCAGAGUUUCAAGAUGCUGCACAAGGUACUCCAACAGUAAAGUGCUCACAAAGGACAUCAAAGGAAUUUCAAUCCAAAAACGUAACGGAAAAUGCAAUAUCAACGCAGUCAUUGUUCACACUACAACAGGCAAACACAUCUGUGUGGAUCCUAACCAGAUGACCGACAUCACCGACAAGCUAAAGUAAGCAUCUGCCAUGGUCUCACAGUAACAGUAUUUCACAUUUUAGUUUUGGUCACGUUUAAAUUUUGGUUUGAUGACCACUUUAAGAAGUUAGUGUUGAAACCUGGGUUGUCUAAUGAAACUUAAUGAGAUAAAGGUAAGACUAAAUAGUUUUUUUACUUUGAUUUCUUCCAGGG
This is a messenger RNA of Clupea harengus (Atlantic herring), 1310 nucleotides long. Its product is annotated as C-C motif chemokine 20-like. NCBI's taxonomy places the organism in Eukaryota, Metazoa, Chordata, Actinopteri, Clupeiformes, Clupeidae. Gene Ontology annotation, molecular function: chemokine activity. The transcript has 3 exons. Bases 869 to 1138 code for a protein of 89 amino acids. The record is from RefSeq and is a predicted model, not a curated record. Gene Ontology annotation, biological process: immune response. Gene Ontology annotation, cellular component: extracellular region.